AUGGACAGACGACUGAGCAGGGCCAAUUGGUCCACCAAGAACGCCAAAAAGACGUUCACUCCGGCAAAGAUCUCAGCUCCGAUUAUAGAAAAUGCUGCUGCUGCGCCCUCUGCUCCCGUACAGAAGCAGCCACCGAAACAGAGACGGCCGCACAAGAUCGACAAUAGUGGUGUCAACAGGCGGUUUUCCGUGAAGCUGAACCCACAGGAGGCCCAGUCGGUCCAGAAGGAUGCGCUCUCGCAGUUUCCUCCACUGCCUGAAGGAGCGGAGGCUGCCGUGAGCGAAAAUCGCCAGCAAACAGCACUGGACUCGAGUGCGCUACUGACUGAUCUGUCCGCCGAGUCGUUCGACGCAGUGCCAUAUGUGCAGGGGUAUCUCAAAGACGCGAACGCCACAAAGAUUGAUCAGUUUGCGCGCGACCUGAGCGAUCUUGCGUCGUCCAACGACGGCGACGUCAAACAUACCAUCACACAGUCAUUUAACCAGGUGCUCACAGUUUCUCGCACCAUGGUCGAAGCAGAGGGGGUAUUGGAGGAGCUGAAGGGUCCUGCAAUGAAACUUAACGAGAUUUUGAGCUCGCAGGCCGAGGAAGCGCAGGAGAAAAUGGACAACGGCAGCAACAAAGACAAUAGACGUAGUGUGCUAUUGCUGGAGAAGAAGUGGGCCUCGAACCUCAACUCGCUGUUCAAGGAAGUGGAAGGUGCGCAGAAGUUUGUUUCUGCGAUUCCGGGCCGUCACGUCGUGGCAGAGUCGAGACGCUGGGGCGAGCUCAACGCUAUCACUUGCAAGCCGAUUCGUCCGGCACAUCUGAUCAUUCUGAACGACCAUUUGCUGGUGGCCACGCGCAAGCGCACCGGCGACAGAAAGAAGACUGUGGCCGCUCAAUGCUGGCCCCUGCGAGACCUCGUGAUCUCCAAAGCCGCCAACGCGGGAGAACAUACUCUAUCGCUGAAGAUCAACGGCAUGGUGUUUCUUUUUCAGACCGACAGUCUGAACGAGUACAAUAAAAUUGUGUCGCAUCUGCGAGCUGCGAAGGACGAGCUUGCCAGCACGAUGGAGCUGGAAAAGGCCAAACAGAAGGAUUUGACAGAAAGCGUGAGCAGGCUUUCUGUGACGCACGAAAGACUAAGUAAGAACUCCGACUACCUCCACGACCUGACAACAAAGCUGAACCACCGAAGGUCGCGGUCGUUGGACCUGAACGACAAGAAUUCGACACAGAACCUGAAUACUGUCGACGAAGGACUGAUGAACAUAGAGCUGUAUCUCGGACACCACAAAUACGUGGAGGCCGUUGGCUUCCUGACCCGAGUGAGCGAUCAGAUCGACAGGCUUCAGAACCAGAGUCCCGACGAACAGUUUGCGCUGCUCCUCAAGCUGAAGAAGCUCAAAUGGGAGAACCUCAAGGAGAAGCUGGUGAAGCUGCUGUCUUGGGAGAUCAGCAACCCGCUGAGCUCGAGCAGAGAGAUCAUGGAGACGGUGGAUCUUUUUCAGAUGAUUCACAUGGAGGAAAAAGCGCGAGAUUUGGUGCUGGAGUCAAAGAGCAAGCAGCUGGACAAGCUGGUGAGCCAGCUCAAGUUCGAAGGUGACGUGAAAAAAUACAUCCUGCAGAUGUCUCUAAUCUACUUCACCUUCAUCAAAAACACGUAUCUGCUGUACGAGCAGUGUUUCCGCGAGACGGGACAGAAGGUGAUUUUUGUCGGGUGGAUGAACGAGAAAAUCGCCGCGUACAACAAGCUGUUCAGACGGCAGCUAAUGGACUACAGCGAGCAGUCGGAGCUCUACCGGAAUUGCGUGAAGAUUAGUCAGCUCCAGUCGAUCAGCCUGCGUAAAAUAGGCAUCAACGUGGACCAUUUAUUGGUUACUUAA
This is a messenger RNA of Ogataea parapolymorpha DL-1, 1869 nucleotides long. RefSeq lists its product as uncharacterized. Gene Ontology annotation, biological process: Golgi to plasma membrane transport; intracellular protein localization; exocytosis. Gene Ontology annotation, cellular component: exocyst. The transcript has a single exon. NCBI's taxonomy places the organism in Eukaryota, Fungi, Ascomycota, Pichiomycetes, Pichiales, Pichiaceae. The coding region runs from base 1 to 1869 and encodes 622 amino acids. The record is from RefSeq and is a predicted model, not a curated record.